AUGGAAAGCACGAACCCUAUUGCAGCCAUUGUACAACCAUCCGCCUUGAAGCCUUCAGUCUUCGUGGGAUUAGCUAGCGCUCUGUGUGCACUAUCUGGCAGCAUUAUUGCACUACGGCUUUGGACUAAUUUCAAUCACAAUCAAAAGCUUCAUGUUGAUGAUUACUUAUGCGUACUCUCGCUCCUGUUUCUGAUAUGGAAUUCUGUCACCUUCUCCCUGCUGUUUGAUGUGUUGAAUUCGAACCCUAACGAUGUAACAAUCGAACAUCUUACAAGGCUUGUUGCGGUUGGAAUAGCCUCAGGCAACAGUGCAAUUUACAGCGCGAAGUUGCCUUUGCUUUUCAUGCUCAUUCGAAUCUUUGGAAUCAAGGAUUGGUUGCGCUGGACCUGUAUAUUCCUCAUCGUCGUCGGAACUUUGGGCGGUUUGGUUACGCUGUUGUAUGCAGGCAUCUCGUGCAGCCCGGAUCUUCACAAGCCAACGCCACCAUUCUUGUUUUCAUGCGUCAGCGCCCUCACCAACGCGACUAUUGCCCGUGGCUCUAUAUCACUCGCUAUCGAUGUCAUCGCAUUCGUUCUUCCGAUUCCAAUCAUCGUGAAUCUUAAGAUGCCGCUUCGUAGGAAGAUUGGAGUGGCGUUUGCCUUUGCUACGGGUCUUCUUGCCAUCGCAGCUAGCGCAUUGGGUUUGUAUUUUCAGAAAGCGCAGUCCGUGGAAUCUUCUACCAACUUUGCCAAUGCUUUGCUUGUCACUGUUAUCGAAAGUGCCGUCGUCCUUAUGGUCAGCUGUACGCCUGCCAUUCAUGUAUUCUGGACCAAACAUGCAGGCUUCUUGCGCAGCCACUUUGGACUGCUAACCUCAUCACACACCAAGUCUAAGCUUUCGGUAUCCAAAACCAACUUGGGAGGAACCACUACCUCAAACUCAGAUUGCACCCAGGUCCACACGCACGACUACGUUGAGCUACAGGAGCUCGGGGAUAUACGUAAGCCACCGUACGAUCCUAGAGUGUUGACUGUUAAGCAAUACGUGUAA
This is a messenger RNA of Penicillium expansum, 1029 nucleotides long. RefSeq lists its product as uncharacterized. The transcript is spliced from 6 exons. NCBI's taxonomy places the organism in Eukaryota, Fungi, Ascomycota, Eurotiomycetes, Eurotiales, Aspergillaceae. The record is from RefSeq and is a predicted model, not a curated record. The coding region runs from base 1 to 1029 and encodes 342 amino acids.